UUAGGAAAAGCUGCUCAGCACUGAAGGCGCAACCAGAGAGGAGAGGCGCGAGGGGCGAGGAGAACCUGAUCCAACGGAUGAACGAGCGACCACCGGAGGGGAAAAGAGACGGCAGUGAAAUACACACGGAGCCGCUUCUAAAGAGAAAGACACUUAGAUUAGACGCUUUUUGCAGUGACACGAAUCGCGCAGGGAUGAGAAUAAUCUGACUUCUUUUUUUUUGCACUGGAGAGUCCAGAGAAUUACGCACGCAGCACCGUUCCAAGGUGAACCAACUUUUACGCACGGACAUUUGGAGAUGUAAGGACAACAAAGCUGCACAGUAGUUGCAUUUAACUGCGCGUUUGGAUCUGGAGUUUAUAAUCUGACUAUUUUUGACUGGAUUUCUGUCUGGAAAACACUUUGGCACAUGCGGACCAACAUUUUUAAUUACGUAUUUGGAGAAAUUUAUUAGGAGUGUCUCUUGAAUUGCAUGCUGAUAUCGGAGGAACCGUGAGACUGCAAUAGUCGUGUAUUAUAACACCGUGCAUUACGCACUUGUCCCACUGUAGGCUACCCUUGACGUCUCCUUUAGUGAGUUUUCAAACAGCGGCAUGGACAGAGUCAGACGUCUCGCCUUCGCGUGAGUCACCGUGAGCAAACAUUUGGACAAGCGGCGCUUUUAGGCAGUGACACAUUUGGGAUAUUUAACAGUGCGUGCUUUGCACCAGCGGCCAGCGCACGACAACCGGGACAAGGCUCGGUGCAGCCGGGGGAUUGGACGCCGAGGUGCUAAAUGCCCAGCCGGUCGCUUGCGGCUCCACAGGCUGGGCGGCAACAUGAGGUCCUGGGUCCUGCUGCUGCUGCUGGCUGCGCUUUUAGCGGCCCAUCUGCGGCUCGGCAGCGCUGAGGGCGACCCGCUCCCUGCAUCACUGGUCGACCUGGUGAGGAACUCUCCCAUCUCCUCCGUGGACGACCUGAAGCUGCUGCUGCAGCAGGAGACCAACGCAAUAGAAGAAGAAGAGGACGAGCAUGACAUUCUCACAAACCACACCCAUGGUCGAUACAUUAGAAGUCUUGUGGAGGCACAGCCGGCCCAGCAGGCGGCCUGUAAGGUUCGAACAGAGGUGAUGGAAGUAACGAGAUCAAUGUUGGACCGCCGAAACGCCAACUUCCUGCUGUGGCCGCCGUGCGUGGAGGUGCAGCGAUGUUCGGGCUGCUGCAACACCAGGCUGCUGCAGUGUGUCCCCACAGUCACCUCCAGCAGAUACCUGCAGGUGAUAAAGAUCCAGUACAUAAACAAGAAAGCCCACUACGACAAAGCCAUCAUCUCAGUGGAAGACCACGUCACCUGCAGGUGCCAGACGCACUCAUCCACCUCUUCGUCUUCUUCUUCCUCCUCGUCUGUUCCCGUCCCUCGCUCCUCCACCCAGAGCUACCCCAAUCCUCCUCCACCUCCACCGCAGCAGCCUCCCCUCUCCUCCCACCUCCCCCGACCCGUUCACCCUGCUCCACCCAAGACUCACUCCUCCAAGGCUGACCUCCAUCGCCACGACGACCUGAAGCACAACCAGCAGCAUUUCCAUCCUGAGGAGCGUGAGCCGGUGGCGAGGCAGUGGCAGCAGGGCAGCUACACCCAGCUUGUGCACUGGACGCAGCCCAGGGUGCAUCAGGCGCCCACGCAGGUGCAGGCGGGGGCGCACCAGACGAUCACCGGGAUGCUCGGGUCGGUCGGCAGCUGGCCGUCUGAAGCGAGGGCAGAACACAGUGUCAUGGGAACUACACAGCAGGUGGGGCAUGGCAGCGGGUAUGACGGGAGCAGAGAGGAGACUGGUGUGCACGUGUCAAACAGUGGGGGCGAAGUGCAUCAUCCGGAUCACACACAGAGGCAGCAGCAGCUGUUGCAGCAUCAGCAGAGGCAGCAGUAUCAGUAUCAUCAUCAGCCGCAUUAUCCACAACAGCACAACCACGGAGGGGCAGAGGACCAAGAGCUGAGGACACAGUAUCGACUCAACGCUGCCCAAUCUGACAGCGCCUCCCCACCUGUCAGCCCAACCCAACCGUCCACAUUAGCAGAAAUCCCCACCCCUCUACCCACCGCUCAGAGAGACUCAGUGACCGGCCGAAAAAAUACAGAGGUCACACAUCACAAACAGACUGAGACUGCAACGGCCAGUCAAAAAGAAGGGAAUGUGAGGGAGGAAAGUGGGUCGGCCAAUAGCGGGGACUCGGCAGGGGCUGAGCCGGCCAAUCAGGGGAAGGAAAAAGACUCUAAAGUGACCAGUGAGGAUGGUCGUUUCACAGAGGAGGAGAGGAGACAGAAACUUCUGGAGAUGGUACAGAGGGAACCGGAGAAACCGACUCUCCUUCAUCCACAUCAUCCUCAGCAAAGACUAAAGCCAACAGCCGUCUCCACUGUGGCUCCCGUGUCGGCAUCAGCCCGUCAGGCCCCGUUCCGACCUGCUUCGCCACGCCGCAGGAGAAAACAUCGCAAACGCAUCAGCAAAGCAGCCAUGAGAGCCAUGAUCAUGUAGAGCUGGAGGAAGUGGUGAAGCUAACCAAAAGAUUCUGGCCAAAAGCAUUGCUCCAAAGGAAUAUGGAGACAAGAAGAAUGAGAUUGUUAAACAUGGGACUCUGUGAAUGGAACUGAGGUGGAGGACAGUGCUGCUGUUUUCAAUGGACAGCUUUACAGAAAGUCACCUUUCCUGCUCCAAAGAUGCCACAGAGCAUCCAGCGUUAUGGAUCUAACAGAAGUGCAAUCUUAUGAACUCCUCAGACUGGAGGAUAUUUGUCACACUAAACACUGGAUUUCAUUUGUUUGAACUCCACACUCCAUCAACGUGGAUUAAUGGAAGAGUAACAGAUGAUGAGAGAAAGCUGGACUGGUGGCCUCUUCUUGCAGUUUGCAGCCAUUGAUUGGCUACUUUCACACUUUUGACUUUGAGCUAAUUGUUCAGCCAACGGAAAACAUGACUGUAGCGUGGACAUAGAAGUCAGUGUUUGGGGCUGAAUGUGGAGCUCAAGUUGAAACUGGAAACGUGGAGAACUGGAUUUCUACACUGGGAUGAUAAUUGGAAACUGAAGAGUGCAGCUCAAGCCUCAAUGCCAAACAUUACUGUUAUCCUAAAAUGUCUGAAAAUCUAACAUUAGCUAACACUGGAGUAGCCAUACACUGAUCAUACUACACUGACUUUAGAGAAGUGCUCUACCAUGUACUGUAGCUAAACGUACUGGAAAAUAUCGAUAACCUGCUCAUUUUGUACUACUGCCAGAUCAAAAUGGAAUGGAAUAACAACUAAAUGCCUGCUUAGAUAACACGCUAUGAAUAUCCACAUUAAAGCAAGUCUUAAAAGACCUGGCUUUUAGAGAUUGCUGUGAGCCAGUUAUAGCCAACACUGUAUUGUAUAAAUGCUUUUAGAAAAUGAUUCCCAGGGGAAAAAGAAAAACUUUAUUUCUUAACUUAUUAAAAAAAAAGGAGGAUUUGAACUCCUCUGGUUCUCAAGUGUAAUUAUUGUUGCCGACAUGUUCCAGAUUAUAAUUAUUGGUUGUACAACUGUUACUGUAAUGAAUGUUAUUUUUAAUAUAAAAUAAAAAUGUUCAAGGAA
This is a messenger RNA of Acanthochromis polyacanthus (spiny chromis), 3584 nucleotides long. RefSeq lists its product as uncharacterized. The transcript is spliced from 7 exons. Gene Ontology annotation, cellular component: membrane. Gene Ontology annotation, biological process: positive regulation of phosphatidylinositol 3-kinase/protein kinase B signal transduction; positive regulation of MAP kinase activity; positive regulation of cell population proliferation. The coding region runs from base 819 to 2513 and encodes 564 amino acids. Gene Ontology annotation, molecular function: platelet-derived growth factor receptor binding; growth factor activity. NCBI's taxonomy places the organism in Eukaryota, Metazoa, Chordata, Actinopteri, Pomacentridae. The record is from RefSeq and is a predicted model, not a curated record.